Lagopus muta (rock ptarmigan) is the source of this 3982-nucleotide messenger RNA. RefSeq names its product trafficking regulator of GLUT4 (SLC2A4) 1 (gene TRARG1). Lineage: Eukaryota; Metazoa; Chordata; Aves; Galliformes; Phasianidae. Bases 45 to 575 code for a protein of 176 amino acids. The record is from RefSeq and is a predicted model, not a curated record. The transcript is spliced from 3 exons. Gene Ontology annotation, cellular component: membrane.
GAGCGGCGGUGGCGGGGCGAGCUCCGAGCCCGCUCCGCCGGGCCAUGGCGAGCGGCGACGCCGCGCCCGCGGGCUCGGGCUCCGGCUCGGGCUCGGGCACGGUGCUGCCCAGCCGCCUCCAGGAGACCGAGAAGCUGCUGGCCGCCACCGAGGGCCGGGAGGGCCUCCGGGGCUCCAAAUCCUUCACGGCCGCGUUGGCCGGCGAGGCGGAGCGCAACGGGCACGGGCUCUCCUACAAGUCGGUGUCGGUCGGGCACCUGGAGGCGGCUCCGCUGUCGCCGUCCCGGCUCAGCCUGGGCAGAGCCUCCUCCACCGCCACCAGCACGGCGGCUGCCGACCAGGGCCGCCCGCGGGACUACCUGGUGCUCGCCAUCUUCUCCUGCUUCUGCCCCGUUUGGCCCAUCAACGUGGUGGCCCUCGUCUUCUCCAUCAUGUCGCGCAACAGCGGGCAGCAGGGGGAUGUGGAUGGAGCCCGGCGCCUGGGCCGCAUGGCCCGCCUGCUCAGCAUCGUCUCCAUCGUGCUGGGGACCAUCAUCAUCGUGCUCUACGUCUCGCUCAGCGUUCGAGUUUCCUAGAAGACGUAGCAUGCAAAUACCUCGAAGAGGAGGAAGACAGUGCUCCUUUUGGGGUUUUUUUUACUUUCAGCCUUGCAACAAAAACUUGUGACAGCGGAGCCCAUCUGGAGGAACGUGCGUGGCUGCUCCACCGCCUUCUGGGGACAAGAGGGGAUGGACACACGGCAAGGGGACGAGGGACAAGAACUGGAUGUGAGCAGAGAGGAGAAGGGGAAAUCCACUACCUCAUUCCCCUCCAACAGGGCGGGGAGACCACGCUGGGGGAUGGACAGGAGGAGGAGGAGGAGGGAGAUUCCAGACGGAAGCUUGUUUGAAGGAAAACCUAAGGGUGGACCGCGGCAUUUUGAGGAAUCCUCCUGAGGACCUUGGCACUGUCGUUUUGGGGGGGUUUGUUGCUUUUUAAAUCAUCGAAUUCUGUCUCUGCAAAAAACAAACAAACAACAGAAAAAAAAAACAACACCCAAAAGCUCAAACUGCCACCAGGAGCGGAGCGGUGUUCCAUGCAUGAGGAGGGCGAGCUGCAGAGCGCGGCGGUGCUCAGAGAUGCGGUGGGUGCUUUUGUAUUUUUGAUGAGGAAAACAAACAAAAAAAGACAAACAAAAAAGAGACAUUGACCAUUUGCAUGCCUUUGGGAAUGUUCUCCCUGUCUGCUCGUCCAUCCACGCCCCUCCAUCGCUCGCAGAUCAGGGCUGGCAGAGCAGGGCGCUGCUGCAUGGGAGCGCAGCGCUAACGGAAGGGAUCACGCUUUCUCUGUGCAACCACACGUUUCCUUCUCCAUGCACCCAAAGCGAGGUUAAUGCCACUGGCACUGAGCACAGCUCCUGGUUAACCCACAGCGGCAGCACUGAGGAGCAGAGCCCUCCUGCCUGCUGGGUUGUGUUCAUCACACAAGAGCUGCAGCAAGAUCCGGCCCUAUGGCCGUGCUCAUCUCCCCUCGCCUCUUUGGCUCCAACUGAGGGCUCCAGGGGACCUUUAGAGGGAUGGAGGAGUCCAGAGUCGUGCUCUUGUCAUUACCCAUCUUCUGCUCCUUGGACAUCUCCAGCACCACUGGAGCGUGCUGGGCUCGGGUCCAUGAGUAUUAUUUUUUAACAUUUUGUAUUUAAAAACAUGUAAAGAAUGCUGACUUUUUGCUCCCCAUGAUCGUCCCAAGCCCUGCUGCUCCCAGCCAAGUCUUCCACGCCAUGCAGCCCCAUCCGACCUCUCUGUUCCCACUGUGGGCUGAUGCUGGUGCUGGCAUUUCAUUUGGCUGUGCAGACAGAGCAAGGUUCCCGUUGCUGUACGUUUGCAGAUGGCUCCUGGCUGUGCCCAUUGGCUUUGCAUUGGCCAAGCCUUUCUUUUAGCAAAACUUUGCUGGUGCAAUUCCAAAUUACAGAUGUGGGAGCUGCACCCACAGCCUGCCCUGGGACGGUGGGGUGUUUUGGGGGCACCCUACCUGGAAGAUCCACAAACCAAACCCAACAUGUCCAAGAGCUCUGCCCAUCUGGUAGCUGUUGUACACUGUGGUGCACCAAGAGGAGCCCCUGAGCAUCCCUGUGCUUGCAUCCUUCCCAAACUGGUGAGCAUGGGGCACGUGGGAAGGCAGUGGGGAGAGCUGCUGUGCCAUAAAUCCUUGAACAAUAGGGAUGUAGAUGGGAUUGUUCUCUUGUCACUUGUUUAGCUGCUCUCUGUUACACGGUUUCCUUUGGGUAGAGGUAAUCUGAACCCACGGGAUAGGAGAGCCAAAUUCCUGCGCCCACCGUUAUGUUUUUCUUUACAUCCAAAAGGGGUGCAGGGACUCAGAGCAAUAGCACGGUACCACAGCAAUUUCCUGGGCUGCCUCCCCACCCGUCCCUUUGCCUGCAUUUUAUUGCAAACCGUGAGCUUCUGAAAACGGACCAAAUUCAACUCCUGCGUUUGCAACUCAUUCCUUGCACACUCAGGGCUGGAGAAGCUCUGUGCUUGGCUGUGUGCAGAGCCCACUGACACCUGAUCCCCUGUCCCUCUUGAAGGGGGGAUCCCCGAGGAUGAGAUGGGUCAGAGCAUGGGGGAAACUGCAGCACUUGAGAGCACCAAAUGGAGGAUGGAACGCUGCCCUGGCAUUACACAAAGCCUUCCAGCUCACGGCCUGAAGUGCUUUGCCACGGCUGCAGCCCCGCGGCGAGGGCUGCGCUAUUCUCAUCGCACAGAUGGCAAAGUUGCUCCAAGUCACGUGUGCCAGCAGCUCAGAAAAGAAAACAGUUCUUUCUCCUCCUCAACAUAAGUAGGAGGGAAUGCAUCCGUCCUUUGGAUCUGAUGCUUCCGGAGGGCUCUUUGCAAGCCAGGACCACCUUGAGGAUAUACAGAGCAGGACCGGAGGGGCAGCAGAGGCACCAGAAGCCAUCUGAGUGCAGGAGAGAGCAACAACUUCCCAAUAAAAAAAAAAAACCCAGAACCAUAAAACACAAAGACCCCUCAACUCCUUCCUCUUUUCUCAUCUCCUUUCUGGCUGGAUACAACUGCACUGCCCUGCACUCUUCAGUACAUCUCUGUGCUCUUCAUCCCACGCUUAGACACAGUGGAACAUCUCUACAGCCAGACGAAAUGUUUUCCUUCCUUGCAACCCUGUGCUGUUCCAGAAGGCUCCCAGGACCCACCAGACCCUUUCCCCACUCUCCAUUGAGCUCCCGGUGUGUUCUGCAGCCCGAUCCUGCACACAGGACUCUGCAGGAGCUGAUCUCUGCAGCACUGUGGUUUCAGCCAGGCUCUUUGUGGGAUGCAGCGACCGUGGGGCAGAAGGGAUGCACAGCACUCAGUGUCCAAUUGAUGACUGCUGGUGGAGAGACCACGAGGGUUUUAGCAUAAAGGGAAGAAAAUGACAGAAGAGCUUUCCCAGUUUGCUGCAUUGGUGAUGAUUUCCCUUUUUCUAAUCAUUACUUCCCUCCUUUCCAGUUGCUGCCAAUUAAACGCCAACCCCACUCCUGUUCAGUCCAAGCCCAGGAUGGGGCUGAGCCACCCCUAUGAGCUGCUCCCGUCCCCGGUGCCCCCAGCCCCAUCCCAGCACUUGGCCGCUCAUCGCUGCCCAACAUGAACUGACUGCAGAUUGAAUGCCAAUUAUUUUCUUUCCGCUUGCACUCUUUCAUUUUGGCAAAGCCAAAUUUGGCAAAGCUAAAAUCUCCCAUGCUUGGGGACAAGCCCAGGGGGUGAGGGAGGGAGGGAGGGAGGGGAGCAGCCUUUUCAAAGCAAGGGGUGUCCCAGGGCACAGCCCCAAUCCUCAGAGCCCAGCUGGAGGAGCGCUCAGCGAUGCCAUGGACACUCCAGGAAUCUCCUUGCUGGUCGAUGUUUCUUUUUCUGCGGGAUGAUAUGGUGUACCUUAUAUACUUCCUUUGUAUUUCUUGGCAUGAGAAAAGAAUUAAAAUGUAACAUGCAUGGUCAAAGCCAGACUUGCUUCU